Populus nigra (black poplar) is the source of this 954-nucleotide messenger RNA. Its product is annotated as probable E3 ubiquitin-protein ligase RHY1A. NCBI's taxonomy places the organism in Eukaryota, Viridiplantae, Streptophyta, Magnoliopsida, Malpighiales, Salicaceae. The transcript has 3 exons. The record is from RefSeq and is a predicted model, not a curated record. Bases 181 to 771 code for a protein of 196 amino acids.
UUAAUAGAUACCGAAUUCAGGUUUUCUAUUUUUCCCAUUUCUUUAAUAUAGAAUACCAAGUCUCAAUACUUGCUUCCCUCUCCUUGUUUUAGGCUGCUCGAAGGACCAGGCAUAGAAAUAAUAGACGUAGUUUUUGUUUCUUAAUUUGAGGAAAAUUUUGUUUCUUGGGGUGGUUUAGCAAUGGCUGGUAUGUUGCCUGGUGUUGAAUGUGCUCGAAGGAGGAGGUUCCAUCAAAGCGGAGAUUCACUUGGUGCCCCAGCACACGGCGGGUCCAGAAAGCCAUCUUUUUGUUUGUACACAAGCAGCCAUGAAAGUUAUCAUGGCUCCGUCUCUUCUCUGAAGCAAAAGCAAAGGAGCGCAUCAAGCCAGGCAUACGAGGAUGAGAAGCUGGGAGGAGUGGCAAGACAAGCCAAGGAAAGAUUAGAUGAGAGGCUAAGAUUGCAAAAGAAGAAGAGAGCAGAAACCACCAGGCACAAAAGCACAGGAAACCUGAGAGAUGUAGAUGGCAGAUCAAUGGUACUAGGGGAGUUACAGAUGGAGGUGUAUGGUACAAAGAGGAGUGGGUCUAAGAGGUUCAAUUGGGCCAAACUGAGCUGGAAAGCUGCUGACCAAGACGAGUGCACCAUCUGCCUCGAUCGGUUCAAGUCUGGUGAGACCCUGGUGCACCUUCCCUGUGCACACAGGUACCACCCCAGGUGUUUGGUGCCAUGGCUAGAAAACAAUGGCCAUUGUCCUUGUUGCAGGAUGGAAAUACGUGUUGAACUCUCCUAGGCGCUCUCUUCUUUUGUUCUUUCUGUAGAUACCAAUUGGGAUUUCGGGAGCAACCUUGUCUUCUGUGAGAGUGAUUUGUUGUACCAAGACAAGUUAUGCUCUUAUCUCCUCCGUGUGUUUGCAUUUUACUCAUCUCUAAUUUUCCAUAUUGGCAAUGGAGAUUCUGCAGAAGUCUUUAGAAAA